AUUAAUAUAAAUCCACUUCUGUCUCCUCUCACGUAUCACACAGGUGGCACGGCUGCAAAUUUGUAGAAGCUGCUCUGGAGACCACGGCUUAAUUAAUGUAAGGCAUAAAAAUUACCUCUGGAUGGAAAUCCAUCUCCUUACUUUAAAACGGGUUUUUAUUUGUCACCAAGUAAGAUUCUCAGCGAGACGGCGCAGAAGUACUGUAAAGGUAAGCGAGUUACUUUUUAUUGGCUUCGUUUCCUACACAGCCGUGAGCAGCAGAGGCAUUCUCGCCCUCGGUACUAACAAAGCUCAAAACACGCGAGUGCCAGCAGACCGCUAAGCUCUCUGAAAAGACGGCGGCGAGGCGCAGACACCCGCAGAGAGUCCCGCAGCGCGCUGCCUCUGAGCGGUGCCGCCGAAGGCAGCAGAGCCCCGCCGCCCCGUGCGGGCUGCCUCCCUCAGCCCGCCGCCCCUCAGGCGCGGGAGCAGCCCCCGUAGAGCCACGGUGGCUCGGCUGCCGGCGAGCCACCAGGCGAGCCGGCUGGCUCCAGGCUGCCCGCCGCCACUGAGCUCGGCGGAGGGAUCGUCCGGCGGUGGUUCGACCGUGCGUGUGUCGCGGAGGGAUCCGCGCGGGCCGCCGUGUGCCCGCCUCCUGCGCGGUGCCGCUGCCUCCCGAUAUAGUGCGGCGCGGCACAGCGCGGGCAGCAGUUGACGGGCGGCGCUGUGUGGUGCGGGUUGCGAGCACCUCCAACUUGGGACUGUCCGCCGGCGGCAGCUGCUGAACAUGAGCCUCCUGCCUCUCUACCUGCUCGGAUUGCUCCUCAGUAGCGGGCAAGCUCUACUUCAAGUUUCAAUUUCUCUUAGCAAAGUUGAACUCAGUGUGGGUGAAUCCAAAUUCUUCACAUGUACAGCCAUUGGUGAGCCUGACAACAUAGAUUGGUACAAUCCGCAAGGAGAGAAAAUUGUUUCUAGUCAAAGAGUGGUUGUUCAGAAAGAAGGUGUUCGAUCACGUCUAAUCAUUUAUAACGCAGACAUAGAAGAUGCUGGUAUAUAUCGAUGUCAAGCAACAGAUGCUAAAGGACAAACUCAAGAAGCUACUGUUGUUUUGGAAAUUUAUCAAAAGCUCACUUUUCGGGACAUAGUAUCUCCACAAGAGUUCAGGCAGGGAGAAGUUGCGGAAGUUGUUUGCCGUGUUACUAGUUCACCUGCUCCCAUUGUCAGUUGGCUGUAUCGGAAUGAAGAAAUAACAACUCUUGCUGACAAUCGAUUUGCAAUAUUAGCAAACAAUAAUCUCCAAAUUCUUAACAUCAAUAAAAGUGAUGAAGGAGUAUACCGAUGUGAAGGAAGAGUGGAAGCCAGAGGAGAGAUUGACUUCCGGGAUAUAAUUGUUAUUGUGAAUGUUCCUCCUGCAAUUAUCCUGCUACAGAAAUCCUUUAAUGCUACUGCAGAUCGAGGAGAGGCAGUAACCCUGUUCUGCAGAGCCACUGGAUCGCCUCCGCCAGAAAUGAGUUGGUUUAGGAAUGGUAAACUUAUUGAAGAAAAUGAAAAAUACGUAUUGAGAGGGAGCAAUGCAGAGUUAACAAUAAGAGAUAUAAAAAAUGUUGAUGCGGGUCCUUAUAUCUGCAGUGCUAAAAACAAAGCAGGAAAUGAUAAAAGACAGACAUUUCUUCAAGUUUUUGUGCAGCCUCAAAUAAUACAACUUAAAAAUGAAACCACAUUUGAGAAUGGGAAAGCAACCCUCAUCUGUGAAGCAGAAGGAGAACCUAUCCCAGAGAUUACUUGGAAAAGGGCCAUUGAUGGAAUAACUUUCUCUGAAGGUGACAAGAGCCCAGAUGGCCGUAUAGAAGUCAAAGGGCAGCAUGGAAAAUCGUCACUGCAUAUUAAAGAUGUGAAGUUGUCAGAUUCAGGGAGAUAUGACUGUGAAGCUGCAAGUAGAAUUGGUGGGCACCAAAAGAGCAUGUACCUUGAUAUUGAAUACGCUCCAACAUUUCUGUCAAAUCAAACUAUGUAUUUCUCUUGGGAAGGCAAUCCCAUCAAUAUAACAUGUGAAGUGCUAGCAAAUCCAUCUCCCUCAGUUCAGUGGAGAAGAGGAAAAUUAGUUCUACCAGUAAAAAAUACAACACAUCUGAAGACCUACAGUGCAGGAAGAAAGCUGAUUCUAGAGAUUGCUCCUACAUCUGACAGUGAUUUUGGACAGUAUAAUUGUACAGCUACAAACAGAAUAGGAACAAGAUAUCAGGAGUACACACUUGGUCAAGCUGAUGUGCCAUCAAAUCCUUAUGGAGUACGAGUUUUGGAGUUGUCACAAACCACUGCCAAGGUUUCAUUCAUUAAGCCAGAUUCGCAUGGAGGUGUGCCCAUUCAUCACUACCAAGUAGAUGUAAAAGAGGUAGCCUCAGAAACCUGGAAGAUAGUUCGCUCCCAUGGAGUUCAAACAAUGGUUGCUCUCAGCAAUUUGGAACCAAAUACGACGUACGAAAUCAAAGUAGCUGCUGUAAAUGGAAAAGGGCAAGGAGAAUAUAGCAAAAUCGAGAUAUUUCAGACUUUACCUGUCCGGGAGCCAAGCCCACCGUCAAUUCAUGGACAACCAGGAAGUGGAAAGAGUUUUAAACUUAGUAUAACUAAACAAGAUGAUGGAGGUGCCCCCAUUUUGGAAUACAUUGUCAAAUACAGAAGUAAAGAUAAGGAAGACCAGUGGCUAGAGAAAAAAGUGCAGGGUAGUAGAGACCACAUCAUCUUAGAGCAUCUUCAGUGGACCAUGGGUUAUGAAGUACAAAUUACAGCUGCAAACAGACUGGGUUUUUCUGAACCAACAUUGUACGAAUUUAGCAUGCCACCGAAGCCCAACAUUAUUACAGACACUCUUUUUAAUGGCCUUGGACUUCGUGCUGUCAUUGGCCUGGGAGUGGCAGCCCUUUUGUUAAUCCUUGUUGUGACUGAUGUCAGCUGCUUCUUUGUACGGCAGUGUGGAUUGCUGAUGUGCAUCACCAGGAGAAUUUGUGGGAAAAAGAGUGGUUCAAGUGGAAAAAGUAAAGAACUGGAAGAAGGAAAGGCUGCUUACUUGAAAGAUGGAUCAAAAGAGCCAAUAGUGGAAAUGAGAACAGAGGAUGAAAGAAUUACCAGCCAUGAAGAUGGGAGCCCAGUAAAUGAGCCGAACGAGACUACUCCUCUCACAGAACCAGAGAAACUGCCUCUGAAGGAGGAAAAUGGGAAAGAAGCUUUAAACCCAGAAACCAUAGAAAUCAAAGUUGCUAAUGACAUCAUCCAGUCAAAAGAAGAUGACAACAAAGCAUAAUAAGAUAAACUACAGCUUUCUGGAUAAUGCAUUUGGAUAAAAGCAACCCCGUGACCAAAACUUUACAGCUGACCUUAAUUUCCUGGGAAACUUAAGCUUGGAAUAGUUAGUACACGUGUACAUAUGAUAAAACAGUUUCUGUCUACAGUUCUUUUCUAUUUUUUUGUUAAUGGUUUUAGUAUGUUGUUUUGCUGACACCAAGUCCCAUGGUAUAAAUUGGAAAAAUCUUCAGAAUAAGAACUGUAACUUAUUAUAUGAAAAACUUUGUCUAUUUAGAAGAAUACUUGGCCCCUAACCGCAAACAACAUAUCAUGUCUCUCCAGAUCUUACAAGGCAAUCUACAUACAUAAAGUGCCAUACAUUAUUGUAUUUGUUUCCAUUUAUAAUCAAGCAAAAGUUGAGGUUGCCUUUUAGAAAAUGAAAACCAAUCUCAGCAUAACAUUUAAGAUCUUAUCACUGGCAGACACUCAAUAGUCAUUCCAACUGUGCAAAUCGCUUGAAACAAAAAAAGCAACGAACUGUCUUCAACAACAUAGAGCCAGUUCCACCCGUAGUUUUACCUGGGUUCUCUUGUAUCAUAAAAAUUUGAUAACUAUGAUGUACAGAUUUAAAUCAAAGUUGCUGAAUAUUUUAUGGAAGUACAUUGGCCUCAUCCUAACUUUAGAGUGCGACUGAAAGGCCCAGGAUUUUCAGAAUGCCAGGUUUUGUACCUUAACAUUUGGAAGGUUGUGUGUAAACUGGAAUGUAGGAAAUGUAUGGAAAGGGAACUCUUUUUUUCAAUAACUUUUGGCUUCAAAGGAAACCUUCUAACACAAACUCACAUUAGUUGCCCCAGUGUAUUUAUACAUACAUAGUAUUCACUCUUCUAACUAUUUAGUCAAGGGAUAAAUUGCAUUUUAGUGUUGUAGAUUUAUUUUCACCACAAGUCAGUACGUGAAAUAUUUGAAGUUGGCCGUAUUAAAGAAGUCCUUGCUAUGUUAUGAAUUUUUAUCUUAUAACAAGAAACAUAAGAGCAGAUGGAAAGACUUCAGCUAAAUGGUUUGGAACAUUUUAAAAUUUUUAAUUAAUCAGACCAUGUAUUAGGUGAAAUACUUGUUUCCUGUCACGCAUUUUUUUUUAAGAUAAUCUAUUUUAUUAUUAUGGACAAUAUGCACUACUUGGAAAUUUGGCUAAUUUAUUUGAUGAAAAAGAAUAUUAAUAUUGAUUUAAUUAUGACACUAAUUGGAGUUAUACAUACUGCUUCCAUUCCAGCAUAGUGUAUCCACAUCUACCAACCUAUUCAAAAUCUUUCUUUGGACGAAGUAGAUUAAAUAGUGAACUAGAUUAGAAAAUUCUACUUGUUAGGAUCAAACUGUAGAGUACCUUGUGAAUUUUUCACAUCUAAGUCAUACUCGAGGUUUAAGUGUAGCUUUAUUAAGCAAAUUAUGUCCUCUCCAUGCUGUAUCUGAAUUUUGCUAUUAUUUGCAACUAUACCUAAUUGGCCAAAUUAGGCAAAUUUCUACCUAAUUUCACACAGAAUGUCAUCAACUCUCAGCUGAUAUUUUGUAGUUAUGUCAGAGUGGUUGACUUUUGUGCAGUAAAGCUAAAAGUGAAAUGUAAAAGAAUGUUGUUACAUUUGAGGAAAAUGGCACAUUAACUUUCUUGUUAACGCAGUCAUUACUGAAUUUGAAAAAGUUGAGGAGAUGUUGAAUUUUCAGGUCUUCCUUAUUUUUCAAAGCCACUAAUUUUAUGUUUUAAAAAAGAAAAACUACUUUUAAUUACUUGGGGAAAAACCUACAGUGAACCAGGUAGUUGAGGGCAGAGGCAUAACACUGAUGUGGCUAGAUGAGAAGCCAAGUUCCCACAAAAGCAGAGCCAAAAUGAAAAGUAUGGGUAAGAGCAAUGAUGGAUGAAAGUCAUGAAAAAGAAUAAUUUAAAACUGCUGCAGAGUAGUCGCUUCAAAUGCUAAGGAAUUACUUCUGGAUAAAAGUAAGAUGAAGAUAUUCCUCUAUAGCCUGUCACUGUAGCUCCCACAUACUGUGCAGGCACUAUUACCAAGUAUCUGCUUGCCUGUUAAAUUUCUGUCCUGUUUCUUUCAGAGUAGUGUACACAGUGAGCAGAACUGUCCCCUAAUUUAUAAUUAAGAAAAAUUGUUGUCUUAUUUAUGUGUGUGAAUAUAUAUUCUUUCUACAAAGAACAUAUAUGCAACUGGGCUUUCUCCCUCUACUGAAAUGUGAGGAAGGAACCUGGAAAAUUCAAGUAGUUGAAUGUGAUUUGUGUGGCUUGAACAUCAGCACCCCGCAUCAUCUCAUGCAGUAUUAUUACCAGAAUGAAGGUACAAGACCUUGUUUCCUCUUCUGCCUGCCAUCACAAAAUUAGGUGGUGCUGUGCGUUCUCAAAUAAGUCAAGGCUCACUAAGCAAAUGGUGCUUUUUCUGAAGUCAGAACUAUCAUUUGCACAGCAAGGUUCCUAUACAAUGUGUGCAGGGCUAACACUGUCUAGGCUCCACUGUAGUUGCAUUUCAACUUUUAGUACUUCUUGCUAAAACUUACACAAAAAAGUUACAUGGCCUAACAACUAUAGGUUGGAUGUUUGUUGUUGUUGUUGUUGUUAUUUUUUUUCUUGUUUGUUUUUAAUACAGCCUCUAAUUACAAUGUGAAAAGAUUAGAGGAUUUAAAAGGUUUCUUCAGCACAUUUGGUAUUAAUCCUCCUGUCCUCUCUAUUUUACUCAUAGUAAAAUAUGCAGCAAAAUUAUUUCAAUAAUGGAAGCAAAAGCGUUUCCUACUAUAUUGGAAUACAAAUCAAAAGCUAAUUCCAGAAGUAUUUAUUUUCUACCUGAUCUUAAGCCUCUUGCCAGUUGGGCUGAGAAUUGAACAGUUCACAGUUUCUGGUGGACUGCUCCAAGCAUGCCCCUUGGUCUGUGGAUUAAUAGGUUAUCUCUUGUGUUUUGCCCCUGUGCUUUGCAGGAGAAAGCCAAAUUAUGACAAUGCUGAAAACUGAUAUUUGCAAAUGUUUCCAAAUGAGGGACAGUGCAUUGUAAUUUGUAAGAUAUACGUAGAACUGGAGUAACCUCUUGUCUUUAUUUUCUUUUUCGAUUCUAGACUAAAAAGAAAAAGAACCAGGUAUCUGUAUAAAUGUCACUUUUACUGUCUAAAAGUAAUUUUAAGUGUUGGUAUGAAAUGUCAGAAGAGUUGACAGAAUAUAACUAUUUGUAAAAAUAAUCUGAAUUGUUAUGCUAACAUACUCCAGGGAGGAGUGUGAGAGGGCGCCAUUGAAAUUAUGGACAAAAUGGAAUGUGGCAGUGACAAUCUCUCUUCAACAAAAAAUAAGGAGCAAAAUUAAGUAAAAGGGUUUCGUUUUUUAUUUUUUUUUAGUAGAAGUACAUUCUGAUUUACCAUAAUAGUAACAAUAAAAAAAUUAACAUUUUACAAUUUAGUAGACAAAUGUACUGUGGAGAGGUUUUCUGGUUUUGUUUGCUUGAUUGUUUUUUGUUUUCUUUUUUUUUUUUUUACUUCUAAAGUUUGUGGGGGGUUUUUUGUUUGUUUGUUUUUUGGUUUUGGUGUUGCAGAAAUAUUUACUGUUCUGGUGAUGCUAAUGCCUAAUGUGACAAAGUUUAAUUUAUUUAGGCCUCAGUCUUACAAGAAGUUUUUGUGUGGCUAAACCCCUUGCUCAUAUGGCAUCUCACUGACACCAGUGGAGUCAAUGUGAGCAGGAGGAUGGAUGUACUCUCAUAGAAGAGCUUGCAGGACUGGGCUGACUUUCUAUCUUCAUAGACAUAUACAACGUAGUUACACAGUGACAGUCAUAUACAAUGGCUGUUUGACAACAGUCCAUGGUAUAGUAAAUUCCACCUCCUGUCUUCAGACUCUGCAUUGAUGUUCAUCCAAAAAGUGGCUUUCUUUUCAUGAUGGUAUUUAUUUAUUUAAGUGCCAAACAUCAAACUGUAGUAUAAUAAUCAUGCCAUUUUUCUGUUUCCUAGACCAGAUAAUGGAAAUGUAUUUGUGCCUUUUGAUAGCAUGCCACUUUGCUUUAUUAAAGAAAAAUCUUCAAUAAUUUGUCUACAAAGCCUGUUUAAAGUAUUUGAAAGCUUUACCAUGACAUACAUUUCUGCUCAGAUAUGCUCAAAUAUUCAUCUAAAGUAAACUGGAGACAAUACUCUCAAUUCAGUUUAAUAUUUUAAACACAAAAUUGGCAAAAAACUAUUGAGAUCACAAUUCUAGUGAGGGUCAUUGUGGGUGUAUCAUUGUUGAAAAGAUUCAAGGAGAUGGAGCACAUGGGGAGUAUGAAAGGGUGUUUUGACCAAUUUAUCAAGUUGAAGAGUCAGAUAGAAAGUCUCUUUAGUUCUAUUUAAGCACUUAGAUAUAAAACAUUAGCAUCUUUUCUCAAAUCUAAAAGGUGAUGAGGACCAUCUUCCCACCAUUUUACCUCUGGAGUAGAACUGCAGUGAAUAUUUGUUUUGCAGUCAUUUGUGGUCCAACCAUCCCUGUGUAAACUGUCAUAGGAAGUAGUACCUUUGUAAAGGAGUGGUUGUGUCUGCUGGGUGACAUUCACUCCUGAUUAAAGGAGACGUCUACGGAGAGGUGCAGAGAACACUGCAAGUAGGGCCUUAGGGGAAUCCAGGUCUCACUGGGGUUUAGGACACAAACUCACUUCAGUGGGGCCUGAAUUUCAUCCACUUGUCUUGGUGAGGCUCCACAUGUCUUCAUCCAGUUGAGUCAUCUAGGUGUAAGCAGAACUUAAAUGUCCUGUCAAGCUCCUGCUAACAUUUUGCACAGGGAAGGCUUGCCUACAAGGAGUUUGUAGUGAUCAGGAAACAUGGAUAAAGAUACCCGAUUACAACUUUUUCCCAUACAUUAGUAUGUGCCCAGAAUUAAGAAGUAAAACAUCCUUCUAGGUAGUUUGUUAUGAUUGCAAUACUUUAGGUAAAGACUAAAACAUUCUGCGAAGUAUUGUUUCUUCUUACAUCACAUUGUUCAACAUCAGAUGCUUGUGCUGAUCAAUGCAAAGCUACCAUGAUUAAAUGGAUAACUUAAAAAAAAAAUCUUCCAUCCCCUUUUUCAGAUUUUUUCAUAUCAUUCCCUGGAAACCACUCACUAAAUUUUAAGUGACCUUCAGUAUUUCCAAUGUGUUCUUAGAUCACUUCAUUUGAACCUCAGCCAGAAAGAAACCUUUCUGUUACAAAUUUGGCUUUGGACUCAGUUUGGAGAAAACACAGUUUACUUGUCUAUUUCUCCUCUUAACAGGCAUUGUAAACCUCAUGAUGUUUGACUUUCAAACUUGAAUAUUGGCCAUUUUUAGCCCAGAGAAAUGAAAUAAGUAUUUAUUGCCAAAUUUGUAUUGGCAGCUUUAAGUCACAGGUGAGAUUGGGAGCGGGCAAGAUGACCAGCUUCGGUGCUGACAGAAUUAAGGAAAGCCACCAGAGAGAACAAGUGCAAAUGAAUGAACUAAGAGAGGGCUCAGAAACUGGGAGGCCCGAUAGAUACUGGUGGGGAAAUGGGGAGCUACUAAACUAAAAGAGGCUGCUGCAGACUGUGAAAACUAGAGAAAGGGUACUGUUAGCCCUGCUGCAUCCUUUAAGUCUGCUGUGUGAAAGGCUGUUUUUAAAUGUAGAAUGCAGAGCUGGGGGAAGGGAAAGUUCCUGCAGAUUGGUGAGGGACAAUAGAAAGCAAUCAGAUCCCCCAGGUAGAUAAUUUUGUUGCUCUUGGUGUAGAGUUCUCACUACGAAUUUUGAGCUACUUAGGCAAGGUUUAAACAAAAAAAAGCUUUCCUGCUACAAUGAGCACUCGGUAUGUAUUUGUAUGCUGUGUACAGUAUGAGCUGAAGCAUACCAUAUAUCGUUUUUGUUACUCCACACGUUGUCAACAGCCCACUUGCAAUAUAUACCACCUGAAUUAUAUAUUGAUAAGUUAGCUACCACUGGAGCUAGUUUGUUUCUUGUUUCAAAAUCUUAUGUCCCUAUGAAAUGCUAUGUAUAUAUAUAUAUCUCUAUACUGUAAAAAGAAGUAAUAUCGCAGAUGCUGGUUUUGUAUUUAUGAAAGACAUUGAAAGUAUGGCUUAAAGUAUAUCAAUUAUUUGUCACUCUUCACCAUUUGUAUAUUAAUAGUAAAGAUACUUUUACUUUAA
Numida meleagris (helmeted guineafowl) is the source of this 9379-nucleotide messenger RNA. RefSeq names its product neural cell adhesion molecule 2 (gene NCAM2). The record is from RefSeq and is a predicted model, not a curated record. Gene Ontology annotation, molecular function: protein binding. Lineage: Eukaryota; Metazoa; Chordata; Aves; Galliformes; Numididae. Gene Ontology annotation, cellular component: membrane. The coding region runs from base 767 to 3277 and encodes 836 amino acids. Gene Ontology annotation, biological process: cell adhesion. The transcript is spliced from 18 exons.